Saccostrea cuccullata (small rock oyster) is the source of this 1093-nucleotide messenger RNA. RefSeq lists its product as uncharacterized. Gene Ontology annotation, cellular component: perinuclear region of cytoplasm. Gene Ontology annotation, molecular function: mRNA binding; zinc ion binding. The record is from RefSeq and is a predicted model, not a curated record. Gene Ontology annotation, biological process: negative regulation of translation; oogenesis. NCBI's taxonomy places the organism in Eukaryota, Metazoa, Mollusca, Bivalvia, Ostreida, Ostreidae. The transcript has a single exon. The coding region runs from base 67 to 774 and encodes 235 amino acids.
GAGUAAAACUCCGCCUCUGCUGAGAUUUAAACGUAACAAAUCCCGGACUGGCACACGAGAUGCAAGAUGGCUCAGAACAGAAAACAGGCGUGUCCCCAGGACCCUUACAAACCGUUCCAGGACUACCUAGGUUUUAGUGAUAUAGCCUGGAAUAAAGAUUUAGUGUCCAAUCUCACUAAUCUUAUGACACUCUCGCCAUCCUUCAUUGACGACAAUAGCAGUGACGGGGAAUUUUUCGGUACCGGCUUUCCUGGAACACUGUGUGUCGGUUCGUUGAAUGACAUAGGAUUCCGGCCCUUCGACCCCCUGGACGCCAUGCGUAGGGACUCCUUGGAGGAUUUCCGACAUAACGGCCGAGACGUGGAACUGGACGAGCUGGACAGUUACCAGGUGGAACUCCGGAGACAUUCGUCAAUUUCCGUCCAACAGGAAUCAAACCCAGUGGUUCUGGAAGUCAUGGCAUUCAAAGAACGGAAGCGGGCUGCCAGAAGAGCUAAGCAAAAGAAGCUGUGUGUUUUCUGUAAGAACAACGGAGAAACUGUGGUCAUCUACUCAAGUCACGUGCUCAAAGAUGAAGAAGGGAAAGUCAGCUGUCCCAUCCUCCGUAAGUACACGUGUCCUCUGUGUGGGGUUUCUGGGGACAACGCCCACACGAUACGCUAUUGUCCCAAAAACGAUGGUGACCUCUCUGCUCCAAGCCUUACUCAACUUCAUGCAAGGCGCCUAGCUACGGGAAAGCGACGCCGUGACAGUGACAGUGAAAGCAGUAACUGAAGGGCGCAAUUGCGCCCUAGUACAGCAGAGGAAUUUGACAUAAUUGUAAUAUCCAGCAAUUCUAUCAACAGAGUGUGAUUCUGUGAUCUUGGACACUGGAUCUUUAUUGUGAAGUAACGUUUAUCAAUGUUUACAGUAUUGAAUUCUUAUUGUCAAAGAUAAUUUUGAGUUAGAGAAGAUGACUUUUACAUUAAAUCGAAUUUUAAUCCUAUUCUAUAUUUCCCAGUUUUGCUAUGGUGCUGAAAUUUUGUAUAAAGUUUAUCAAAUUAUGAUUUUAACUCGCUAUUUUUACACUAAUUAAUUUUAAAUGAUGUGUAGA